Messenger RNA from Pisolithus orientalis, 1185 nucleotides. RefSeq lists its product as uncharacterized. The transcript has 4 exons. Bases 80 to 1012 code for a protein of 310 amino acids. Gene Ontology annotation, cellular component: CCR4-NOT core complex; P-body. Lineage: Eukaryota; Fungi; Basidiomycota; Agaricomycetes; Boletales; Pisolithaceae. The record is from RefSeq and is a predicted model, not a curated record. Gene Ontology annotation, biological process: nuclear-transcribed mRNA poly(A) tail shortening; regulation of DNA-templated transcription.
CGGCUCGUCCACCGGCAAUGCACCCGCGUCUAACACGGCCUCUUUCACGCCACCUUCCAGUCAACUACCAUCGCAACCCAUGCAGACGUCACCACAAGGACAGCAGGCCCACAAUAGCAACAGCAAUGACAACGCUCCGAAUCAGCCGCAGAGCCAGGCACCAUCGUUGCAACAGCAGCAGCACCUAGGGGCACCUCCUGGCGUGCCAUCCAUCGGAGUGCCUCAAAACGUCUCGAACGGUAACCAUCACAUACAACCAACCCUACAUUCACUGUCGCAGCUGCACAGUUCCGUUGCACAGUCCCAAAGUCAACUCCGCCAUCAUCCGCAAACACCCGCUCAGCAAGUGCUCAUAUCCGCUGCUGAUCGAUGGGGUCUCGUCGGGUUACUUGCCAUGAUCAAAAAUAGUGGGGCUGACCCUGAUGGCGGUCUGAGCAGCAUUGGAACGGAUCUUGGUGCAAUAGGAUUAGACAUGGCGUACGAAGGGAAUCUGUACUCGACGUUCAUAACGCCGUGGGCUGAUCAGUCUGCGGCACGGAGCGUCAAACCUGAUUUCCACCUCCCGCCCUGCUAUAAUGUACAACCCCCGCCAACAGCGCCGAGCAAAGCAGCAGCGUUCAGUGAUGAAACAUUAUUCUACAUGUUUUAUUCAAGUCCGAGGGAUGCGCCUCAGGAGGUUGCAGCCCAGGAGCUGUGGAAUCGCAAUUGGAGAUAUCACAAAGACCUGCGGAUCUGGAUAACCAAGGAAAGCGGUAGUGCUCCGUCGACGAAGAUUCCCGGCGGGGAAGUCGGUCUAUACACAUGGUGGGAUCCGGAGUCGUGGUGCAAGGACCGCAAGGAGAUGACGGUGCGAUACGCCGAUCUGGAGGAAAAAACUGCUCCGGCGUUCGCAAUGGGGCGCACAAGGACAGCAGCAAGGGGGGAUAGGUCAACAGGCAGCUGCAAGUCAGGCGACUGCUCAGCCAAGAAUGCAGAUGGCAGGGAUGUAGGCUUUUUGUUUUGCGUGAUGUGACACUGGUCUCGGUUGAAACGAUGACUGCAUACCUGAGAUAUCAUCUCAUUAGCUUCGGCGAGCUGCACUGUAAGGCUUUAGGAAGCUGGGGAUGACUGUAUUUGUGCUUUUUUUAUUUUAUCCUUGACCGCAAUGUUUCACGUUCAAUCUGACAACACAGUCUCUGAUACUCG